Mytilinidion resinicola is the source of this 465-nucleotide messenger RNA. RefSeq lists its product as uncharacterized. NCBI's taxonomy places the organism in Eukaryota, Fungi, Ascomycota, Dothideomycetes, Mytilinidiales, Mytilinidiaceae. The record is from RefSeq and is a predicted model, not a curated record. Bases 1 to 465 code for a protein of 154 amino acids. The transcript has a single exon.
AUGCGAGAGUGGAAGGGACAGAAACACGAGACUGGAGCAGCGGUGGAGUACUGCAGCUCAAACACGACUGUCAGGAACGAAGGAUGGAGAUGCGCGAGGUCGGCCAAGGAAGGUGGUCGCGAGAAAGAGAGAGGUCAAGCACCAGGCCUGCAAGGAAUUGCUCGCUGUUUAAAGAGGCGGUACAAGAAAAAGAGGGCGGAUGAGAGAAGGGGCGGUGUCAGUCAAGCGCAGGGGAUCAUGGCCAUCGUCAUGGCACAAAGUCAAGAGAGGCGGUGGGGUGGGGUCGGGCGACGCGGUCGGGGCUAUCACGACCUUAUGGGGGGCCGAUCGACUGAGGCCAGCUGCAUUCGCGCCCUCAGGGUCAGCGAUCCGACCGUGGCGGGCGUCUCAGUGCCGGUUUGGGGCUGGCCAUUGCGGUCAAGCUGCGGCGCUGAAACACGGGGUCGGGGCUCGUUGAUGUCAUGA